This is a messenger RNA of Gossypium arboreum, 2175 nucleotides long. RefSeq names its product AT-hook motif nuclear-localized protein 22-like. Gene Ontology annotation, cellular component: nucleus. NCBI's taxonomy places the organism in Eukaryota, Viridiplantae, Streptophyta, Magnoliopsida, Malvales, Malvaceae. Gene Ontology annotation, biological process: vegetative to reproductive phase transition of meristem. The record is from RefSeq and is a predicted model, not a curated record. The transcript is spliced from 2 exons. Gene Ontology annotation, molecular function: DNA-binding transcription factor activity; minor groove of adenine-thymine-rich DNA binding. The coding region runs from base 979 to 1932 and encodes 317 amino acids.
AAACCGGUUCUAUUUACACCAUCCUUUUGAGAACUGCAUGCUGAUGUUUUUAAACAGUUAGGUUUGAGCUUUGGACGAUGAAACAAAGAGUGUCCCAUGAAAGAGACCCUUAAUGAUGGAAAACAACAACAUUCCCUACUUUUCUUUUCUUUUUUUCUACUUCCGUUUUCAGUACUUGAAACCUAGUAUAAAAGGCAAGGAUUGAGGAUGAUGGUCUUGUCGUCAUCAUCGAACUUGUUUCAUGUAGUAGAAAAGUACAGAACUUUUUGGGCGACCCCUGAAGAUAGAAUUUUUCAGAAUUGGUAGCAGUUAAAACAAAGGGAAAGAAGAUAGAGAGAGUAAAUGAAGGAAUUGUGUGUGUUGCAGGCUUUUAAAUCUCGAGAACAUUUAGUAAAAAAAAUAAAGGGUGUGAGAAGAGAACGUGGGGUGUUGGGGUCCCUAUGGUGGGGACUGAUGGGGGAGAGAGACAAAAGAGAGAGAGAGAGAAAAAGGGAGGGCCCACACACCGCCCAUGCGCAUGUUGUCUUACCAAAACUAAACCCAUCAUCAUCAUCAUCGAUGCAAUGCCUGCCUUGACCUAACCCUAACCCAACAAACCCACACAUCAUAGCUACAAAGCACAAUCGAGACCCAAACCCAUAAACCACCUUUCUCUUCCAUUUUUUGACUAUUUUCUUAACCCCCAAUCACUGUUCAUCUUCGUUUCCUCCCAAAACCUUAACCAAUUCAACUUAGAUCUUCAUACCGGAAAGGGAAGAUGAGGUUGAUGAAACAGCUGAAAAGUUGCUGCCAGGUGAUGCUUCUUCAAACCCUUUUUUGGUAAAACCUGCAGUUACUCAAUCAGUCAAAAUUACCCAGAAAAAGAGGAAACGAAGAUAUCAACCUUAUUAGAAUUUCAGUGGGUUUCUUUCUUGCAUGUGUGUUAGCUGAUUGUUUGAUUAGGUUUGAGCUUUGAAGGGAAGAAACAAAAGAGAACAAAUGGACCCAGUAACAGCUCAUGGCCGCCCGCUUCCUCCUCCUUUCCUCACAAGAGAUCUUCAUCUAAACCCGCAACAUCAAUUUCAACAUCACCACAACCAACAACAACAGCAAAGCUCCGAGGACGAACAAAGCCGUGGCCAGAAACGAGAUCGAGAAGAAACAGCCACCACUAUGGGCGGCGGUGCCACCGACACGAGUGAAGGCAAAGAACUGGCUGUAGUCCCUGGGGCCGAAGGUGAAAUCACGAGAAGACCACGAGGGAGGCCCGCUGGUUCCAAGAACAAGCCUAAGCCACCCAUCAUCAUAACCCGUGAUAGUGCCAAUGCCCUCCGAUCCCAUGUCAUGGAAAUCGCAGACGGCUGUGAUAUUAUGGAGAGCGUUUCGACUUUCGCCAGGCGAAGACAAAGAGGGGUUAGCAUUUUGAGUGGGAGCGGAACCGUAACGAAUGUGACCUUAAGGCAACCAGGAGCACCCGGUGCUGUCGUGACUUUACAUGGAAGAUUCGAAAUUUUAUCACUUUCUGGCUCGUUUUUACCUCCUCCAGCACCGCCGGCUGCAUCGGGGUUGACCAUAUAUUUAGCCGGCGGCCAAGGUCAGGUAGUUGGAGGAGCGGUGGUGGGUCCACUUGUUGCUUCAGGUCCAGUGGUGAUGAUGGCAGCUUCUUUUGGUAAUGCGGCAUAUGAAAGGCUUCCAUUGGAGGAAGAGGAACAACCAGCCGCCGGACCGGUUCCAGGAAGUGGACCCUUAGGCUCCCCUGGAAGCAUGGUUGGUCAACAACAGCCGCCUCCGCCGCAGCAGCAGCAACAGCUAUUAGAAGAUCCAAACGGAUCUUUUGCUCAAGGAUUGCCACCAAAUCUUCUAAACUCAGUCCAAUUGCCAGCUGAAGCCUACUGGGGCACAGGUUGGUCCAGGGAAAAGAUGUCAAAUCAUGAUACGAAGAAAGCAAGGUGAUUGGGAGGUUAUGGGCUUAGGGUUUGCUGCCAUGCCAUUCCACUAUGAUUUAUUUAUUUCUCCCUAACCUGCUAGGGUUCACUAUAGAAUCUAAGAUGAACAUCGGAUACUGUGCUAUAAGUGCACAGCUCUUACUAAUACAAAAAAAAACUCAUUUUCGAGGCAACCAUUACCAUAGACAAACUGAUCUCAAGCGUUAAAGUUUUUUAUUUUGAUUUUUUGCCUUAUCUAUUUCUCUCUCUU